CUUAUGUGUCCAUGAUUCAUUAAAUACAACACCUUCUCUUUCGGUGGGAACUGUGUUAGGGAAUUGCAGCCGUGCGUAUACCAUCUCUUCUCUGUUCUCACUUAUUCUUUACUUAACACAAUCAUAUCCUCAACUAUCCAUCUUCCCAGGAGGCCCCAGCUUGUCAUUCUCCCACCUAUCCAUCUUAAAUUCAUCAUAGGUUAGCAUUAUAAAGCAAUUCCAAUUUCCAACCCAACCCUCAACUUCCUUAACCUUGUUUGACUUGGGUGAGAGAAGAAAUGAUGAUAGCAACUUCACCUUCUCAAAAGACAAUGCAAUGUCUCUUUCUCUUAAGCUUGUUAAUGGCAGUAGCAGUACCAAGCAGAGCCAAAGUCCCUGCAGUCAUAGUCUUUGGGGACUCAUCGGUGGAUUCAGGGAACAAUAAUCUUAUCCAAACCAUCUUGAAGAGCAAUUUCGAGCCAUACGGCCGUGAUUUCGAAGGUGGCCACCCUACAGGUCGGUUCUCCAAUGGUCGAAUCCCGCCGGACUUCAUCUCUGAGGCACUUGGACUGAAGCCCACAGUUCCUGCUUACUUAGACCCAAGAUCCACUAUCAAGGAUUUCGCCACCGGAGUCUGCUUUGCUUCCGCCGGAACUGGCUACGAUAAUGCCACUUCCGACGUUUUGAAUGUGAUACCAUUGUGGAAGCAAUUGGAGAACUACAAGGUUUACCAGAAGAUGUUGAGGAGAUAUCUUGGAGUGAAGAAGGCGAAGGAGAUAGUGAGGGAGGCAUUGUAUCUGAUGAGCAUAGGGACCAACGACUUCUUGGAGAAUUACUACAUAUUUCCUGGCCGAUCAUCGGAAUAUACAGUCGAGCAGUACGAGGAUUUCCUUGUGGGAAUCGCCGAGAAUUUCAUCCAGCGACUGUACGAGCUGGGGGGAAGGAAGAUAUCACUGGGUGGGUUACCUCCCAUGGGUUGCUUGCCAUUAGAGAGAAGUAAGAAUAUCAUGUCGGGGAGUGGAUGCAUCGACGAGUACAACCAAGUGGCCAUGGAUUUUAAUGGGAAGCUUCAAGGGUUGGUGGUCAGGUUAAAGAAGGAGAUGCCGGAAAUCAAAUUGGUGUUCUCUGAUUCUUACAGUAUCCUUCUUGAUGUCAUUCACCAACCCUCCUCUUUUGGAUUUGAGAGUGCCGCUGUGGCGUGCUGUGCAACAGGUUUCUUCGAGAUGGGCUACCUUUGUGGCGGAACAGCCCCUUCACAUGUACGGAUGGAACAGAUUCGUUUUUGGGAUUCCUUCCACCCUUCUCAGAGGACAAAUCAAAUCAUAUCUGAUCAUUUAAUGAAGACAGCCCUCGCUGAGUUCUUAGUAUGAAUUAAUGAAUGCAUGAUACAUUCUCUCUCUCUCAGAUCUAAUUAUAGGAUAUAUAUAUUUUGUAUAAGACACUGUAAUGUGUAAUAAUACCUCCAAGGACAAGGGAGAUCUCUCUCUCUCUUGUUGUAAGUUUUUGGGUUUAUCUUGAUUGUUUUAUGUC
Molecule: messenger RNA, 1509 nt
Organism: Macadamia integrifolia
Lineage: Eukaryota; Viridiplantae; Streptophyta; Magnoliopsida; Proteales; Proteaceae
Product: GDSL esterase/lipase At2g04570-like
Exons: 3
Coding region: 279-1349 (356 amino acids)
Molecular function (GO): hydrolase activity, acting on ester bonds
Source: RefSeq, a predicted model, not a curated record